Messenger RNA from Alosa sapidissima (American shad), 1358 nucleotides. Its product is annotated as ecto-ADP-ribosyltransferase 5. The record is from RefSeq and is a predicted model, not a curated record. The coding region runs from base 96 to 1025 and encodes 309 amino acids. Lineage: Eukaryota; Metazoa; Chordata; Actinopteri; Clupeiformes; Clupeidae. Gene Ontology annotation, molecular function: NAD+-protein-arginine ADP-ribosyltransferase activity; NAD+ poly-ADP-ribosyltransferase activity. The transcript has 4 exons.
GAGGAAGGAAGAGGUGAUGGUAACUGAAGAUAUGCCAGCAUAUGCCAGAUGAUUUCUUGGGAAGAGUGGACAUAAGCUAACGACUCUGUCUUUAAAUGGUCCUUCAGCUCUAUUGGGUUACAAUGGCAGGGUGGGAAAUGUGGUAUACCUCACUUGUGCUCUUUGCUACUGUUACUCAUAAAGUAUCUUCAAAUUCAUUCGAGAUGGAUUUGGCACCAAAUGCAGUAGACGAUGCCUACUCUGCAUGCCGAGAGCAGAUGCUGCAAAAAAUUUUGGCCAAAGACGGAGGAAUUCUUCAGACAGAGCUCGACAACAGCAGUGAAUUUAAGUCAGCGUGGGACGGUUCCAAGGGCUGCGUUAAGUUGAUCUCUGGAGGUCAACAUGAGCAUACUCGGGCAUUGCAAAGUUUUAGUAAUUCUCGGAAAUUGUUUAAAAAAGUCAAUGGAGCUGUUAAGACCAACGGUGGAAAUGUCGACGACUACACCAACAAGUUCCAGUUUAAGUCCCUACAUUUCCUGAUGAUGGACGCCAUGCGCCUUCUAAAAAAUGGGACAAAUUGUAGAACUGUGUAUUCCAGCACUUUUGAUGACAUCAAUGCAGUAAAAGGAGCUGAGGUGCGUUUUGGGGCAUUCGUAUCAGCAAAUGCUGACCGAAGCUUUACAGAGGAGGGCUGUACUGAUGGUGGAACCCUGUUUAACAUCACCACAUGUUCUUUGAUCAAUUUGGAAAACCGUGUCUGUGCUUUAGACGAAGUAUCAAUGUUAAUAUCCCCAGUGGAGCUGUUUAAAGUGGUGGAUGUGAAGAGUAAAACAGACUGCAAUAGGGAGAUUGUGUUGACCUCCUUAGGAUUCAAGAGUGAUCACGAUUGUUACCUAUUCCCCAGGGUUGCUACUCCAACAGCUCACACUACUUCGGCUACAACGGACUCUUCUGAUAUUGGAUCCUCCACCCAGUGGAUGAGCUCUCGUGGAGUUGUUCUCCUGACAACACUUCUUAGCAUGUGCUCAAUUUUUCUUGCACUGUGAUUUACUCCCUAAACACACACACACACACACACACACAGCACAGUGGGCCAUGUGCAAGAAUAUUAAUAGCAUUACAAGAACAGAACAUUAAGAACAUUAUAGCAGUGAACUAGAUUGCAAUAGAGUAUAAAUUCCAUACCAUUUUCAUGUCACUCUGCCUUAAUUUACUUUUAAUGUCGUGAGCUAAUAUGAACAAAUAAAAAGGCUAUAAAGGAAUGUAUGACUAAAUUGAAGCCGUUCAUGUACAUUGGGUUUCUUAAACCUUUCGAUGAUGCUGUCCUUUGUAUGGUGUAUUCCACUGUUCUACAUUAAAAUAAAGCAUAUUUUGCUAAA